Messenger RNA from Tribolium madens (black flour beetle), 2501 nucleotides. Its product is annotated as N-alpha-acetyltransferase 35, NatC auxiliary subunit. Bases 79 to 2157 code for a protein of 692 amino acids. Lineage: Eukaryota; Metazoa; Arthropoda; Insecta; Coleoptera; Tenebrionidae. The transcript has 13 exons. Gene Ontology annotation, biological process: N-terminal peptidyl-methionine acetylation. The record is from RefSeq and is a predicted model, not a curated record. Gene Ontology annotation, cellular component: NatC complex.
UGUUGUAGGUCACCAACCUGACGACCAAAAUCACACUAAAUAACACGACCCAGUCAAAAAUCACCAGAAAUCCAAAAAAUGGAAUAUUCAGAUUCGGAGUGUAACGGGGAAACUUUAGAUAAAAUAUUAAUGUACAAAUGGGUUGAUAUAACCUCAGAAUUUAAGGACGCAGUAACAGAUUUAGAAAUGGGCGAAUUACUACACGACAACUUGUUUGGCCUUUUUGAAGCAAUGUCGGCAAUUGAAAUGAUGGACCCCAAAAUGGACGCUGGGAUGAUUUGUAACAGGGGGGCCCGGAAAGCAAAAACUCUCAGUCAAACUAUUGAGGAAGGUAUAUUACAAUUAGAUAAUUUCUCCUAUGAAAAAAUGAUAGGGAUUAUUGACACUACACUCGCGUGUAUUGUUUCGUGGUUAGAAGGUCAUUCCUUAGCUCAGACCGUUUUCACUAAUCUUUAUUUACAUAAGCCUUACAGCAUAGAAGACAGGACUAUGAAAGCUUUUUGCCUCAUGGUUUACAAAUUGUUGGAAAUAAUUAAACACUUUGUACACAAAGCGAUGGUAUAUGAAGAGGAGGAUUUUCAACCAAUGCAAUACGGUUAUCACCUCAACCCUGACGUCUCAGAACAGAGAAUUAUAGGAAUGUUACGCGAAGUUGAAGAGGAAUUACAUAGGAAAAUCCGAUCAAAACAAUCAUCAAGUGAAAUUCAAGCCGUACACGCGCGUAUUAAAUUUAUGCGAGUAUUUUACCAAGCUUUGACGUUGAUGAGGCGAGAGGACCAGCCCCCUGCUAUUACCGACUGUCAAAGACUCCUCCUCACAGCGUCAGACCAACUCAUUAUCAUGAAAGAAACAGUCAAUUUGGGACUUCAAGCAGGUGAUAACGAGCUAAUUCCCGGUUUUGAGCCUUUAAUAAACCAGCGGUUGUUACCCCCGACCUUUCCUCGCUACACCAAAAUCAAACCGCGGGCAGAGGCUUUAAAUUACUUCUCAGACAUGGUGGACAGGUUUAAAACAAUAACAAAAAUCCAAUCAAUAACAUCAUUACACCAAGUUUUAGAUUUCUUCAUUGACUUUAGUAAAACUAGUCCGUGUUUAUUGUCCCGAUCGGCUCUUCAGUUACUUUAUCAAGGGACAAAUCCAUGCGCCUUGCGUGACAUUUUAAAAGAAGCGGUUAAGACGUUCAUAUGCCCGCCGGCGUUAGUUUCAAAAUCGAUUCUUUCAAAUCAACAAGCAAAAAAGUACGUUGAGUCGUUUUUGGCUCAUUGUACGCGACCUUUUGCCAGUUUUUUGCAGUUGUGCGGCCACAAUAGGGCCAGACAACGAGACAAGUUGGCUCAUUUAUUAGAGGAGUUUACUAAUUUGCAAGAUGAGGCGGAACGAGUCGACGCUUAUUUACAUAAUAUAUCAGUGAAUUCGACAUCGCGUCCCCAUUUGGCCUGCUUUGGGACUUGGAUUUUGUACCACACAUUAAAAAUAAUGAUUAUGUACUUAUUGGCCGGUUUUGAGUUAGAAUUGUACAGUAGACACGAGUAUUAUUACAUUUAUUGGUACUUGUACGAAUUUUUGUAUGGGUGGUUAGUGUCUGCUCUUUCACGGGCUGAUAGUUUCUUGGUCGAAAACGAACUUAUAAAUGAGUUACAAAAGUCGAAAAAUACGUCGAAGAAGAAACCGAAACAUAAAAGAAAGCCAAGACCUUAUAAUCGGGACAUAGUUUAUUACCAGGCUUUACAGAAUAUGUGUGGGGGUUACUACAAAGCUUUGAUGGGCUUCCGGUUGGACGGGAAAUUGACAAUGCCUCACCCUCAAUUCGAUAACGAACAAGUCCGAUACGAGCACCGUUUUGCGCCAUUUCAAAACCUUCUAACGCCACCCCCGGUCCAGUAUUCGGAAUUUCGGGAAAUGACGUCAGUCGAGAGAUUGCAACAGCCUGUUGAUAGUAUUUAUUUUUACGUAACUGGCUGUAAACACUUUCAUCAAGCUCGACAAUUAUUAGAAAAUAUCCAAGCUGAUAGUGAAAUAAGUGAUUUGAUAAAAAUAUCAAAAACUAAUUUUAUUGUUUUAAAGUUGCUAGCAGGGGGGCACAAAAAAGAUUCAGUAACGCCUCCCGAGUUUGAUUUUUCGGUUAACCGUUAUUUUCCAAUUAUCAAGUUGACUUAAUUAUGUUUUGUUGUGCAAUUAUUGUGUUUUGCUUAUACUGUGAUGCUAUUUCUUUAACUGAAUGGGUUUUCUUUGUAAUUUGGUUGGAAAUUUGGGCUUCAAUUGUUUUUUUUUUAUUUGUCGUGGACUUAGAUUUGGUUCGUUGAGAGGUAAUGUGUUUUGGAUUAGUCUAGUUGUUCUGAAUAUAUUUGAAUCGAUUUUAUUUAUUGGGAUGUCAGAAAACUCAUCAUCUGAUUUCGGAUCAUUGUGUCUUUUUAUCUCGUCAAUUUUUUUAUGUAAAGGCAAAAUUGCCGGCGCUAGUAAUCGAAAAACCAUCUGCAAAUAAAUUUUUAUCUUAAUUUUAA